AUGGAUAUUGUGGCCAAUUCAUGCAAAAGCUUGCUGGAUCAGUUCCUGCAGGAAAGGGAGCCAACUGCUCUGGCAGAGGGCAGAAUCAUGGCUGUAACAGAUCCACAUGACAACUUAAUGAAUCAGUUCCUGAAUGAACAGGAACCAACUGCUCCCCCAGCAGAUGAGAUGAGGGAUCUUUUUGAGGAAAUAUGCAACAGUGAACUUCCAUCCACACAGCAAUCUCUUCAAAUGGAACAAUGGGGAUUGGCACCUGUUCCAUGUUGUGAUCAAGUAUCUCACUAUCAUGGAAACACCACUCCCAGUGACAUGCCAUUCAAUCCCACCCUCAAUAGGCACCUUGUGCAGGCUGUGAAUGCCAUUGCAAGAGAAUUGGGCACAGCUGCAAGGGACCAGUAUGGUGCAGCCUCUCAGGGCCUUCAACUUGUCAAUAUGCUCAAUUUGAUGGAAGUCAUUCAUUAUCUGCAUUCCACCUUUGAAAAUUGUCCCAAGCCAUUCAUUGCCAGCCAAUCACACCCAUCUCACCAGUCUGUGGUAGAGAUGGGCAUCCUCUACUUGGUGUGCCAGAUCAAGGUGGCCUCUGUACAUCUGAAGCAGACUGCUGAUAUCGCAGGAUGGCCUGUGCAUUGGUUUGCAAACCUAGCAAUGGACUUGAAUCAGCUUAAUAGCUUGAUUCUGGUGACAGUGUUGCAUUCCAGUUAUACUCCUCCCCUCCCAGAAUGCUACCAUGUGUACCUCAGACACCAAGAUGAUGAACUGAUCCCAAUUCCAGCUUUGCAUUCCCUUGGUGGCUAUAUCAUUCCAAGGAAUAUGCAGUGGAUUCCCAAAGAUUUCAAGGCAAGUGAUUGUUUUCCAUGGCCUGGGAUUUUUUUAAGGGCUUAUGGCCAUUGCCUGAGGCGCCAAUUGCAGACCAUCUCAAUGGCCAUAUCAAGGAGCAGGUGGUGGGCAUUGCAUGGGUUGUUGGGCAUGCUGCUUCAAUAG
Messenger RNA from Pisolithus orientalis, 981 nucleotides. RefSeq lists its product as uncharacterized. Lineage: Eukaryota; Fungi; Basidiomycota; Agaricomycetes; Boletales; Pisolithaceae. Bases 1 to 981 code for a protein of 326 amino acids. The record is from RefSeq and is a predicted model, not a curated record. The transcript is spliced from 10 exons.